Triticum aestivum (bread wheat) is the source of this 3809-nucleotide messenger RNA. RefSeq lists its product as uncharacterized. Gene Ontology annotation, biological process: nucleobase-containing compound metabolic process. Gene Ontology annotation, molecular function: nucleic acid binding; 3'-5' exonuclease activity; guanyl-nucleotide exchange factor activity. Lineage: Eukaryota; Viridiplantae; Streptophyta; Magnoliopsida; Poales; Poaceae. Gene Ontology annotation, cellular component: recycling endosome. The coding region runs from base 80 to 3487 and encodes 1135 amino acids. The record is from RefSeq and is a predicted model, not a curated record. The transcript has 14 exons.
CUAGGGUUUCACCUCAUUUCUUUCGCAACACACACAGCCCGGCGCCGCCCGCCGCCCGCCGCCCGCCGCCCGCCGCGGCAUGCCUCCCUCCGUCUCGCCGCGGGGCGACGAGGCCGAGGCCGGUGCGCCUGUGCCCGACCCCGCCGCGCUGGCGCGGUGGGUGCGGGCGUUAUGCAUUACUCGCUCCGACCCGAAGCAAGGACAGCUGGUGGAGCGUUGCAUUCCGGCGGACGCGCUCGAUCACGGCUGCCUUGACCGGCACAUCGUCUUAUCCUCCCUCCUGGAAUCCACCUCUCACCAUCCCUCCCCCUUGCCGGUCCACGACUCUAUAUUCUCCUUCCGUAUUCCGAACCCACCCCCUUCUGCGGAGGGCAGCUUCAUAUACGGCUUUGUAUUCAACCGCCAGCGCCAGCGCCAGCACCCAGACCGCGUCGAGCAGAAGUCGUUUGUGAUACUUUCGGAUGCUCCUUAUGCUGGUCUGUUCCGUGAUCUGGUCCAGAUGUUUGGCCCUCAAUGCCUGGACACCAGCCAGACCGCGCUGUGGACUGUGGCAUCGCAAGUCGCUGACUGGCCGGACCCAUCACCAGGGUGCCCCAUGGAGCUCCCCGUUGGCAGCACCAUGCUGCGAGUCCAUCUCCCGCUUGCCGCUGCAGGCGCUAUCCCACUGUUGCUGCCGCAGAACCCGGGUCCUUUUCAUGAAGUCGAUUUAUUUACUGAGUUCUCUGGUCUGCUGGAUGACCUCUGGACAUUGUGGGAAUUGAUGUUAAUCGGUGAACCCAUACUAGUUGUGGCGCAAUCACCAGCUCAUUGCUCCGAGGUUGUCUGCGGUUUGGUUAGUCUCAUUGCCCCAGUGUUUUCCAGUGUGGAUUUCAGGCCAUAUAUUACUAUUCCCAGUCCAGACACUCGACGCCUUGCUGAACUUGUAGAAGACAAGGUCCCAAUUAUUCUCGGCGUGACAGACUUACUGUUUCUGGAGGUUUUCAAUAGUAUACCAAAUGUUGUGUCCGUAGGGAUCUCUGGUGGGCAAUCCCCAGCAUCAACAAAUCGGUUAAAUGAGAGGCCCGUGAAGCUAAAGUGUUUGAUGAAAGCUAUACACUUAAGAAGAGGCCCUCUUUCCCUCUUGUCAGAGUAUAGGGAGGCCCUAUGGAGUGAAUAUGUGCCAGUUACAAACCCAGACGAGUCUGUUCUAAGAAGACUCGUGGACUCCAAGUCCAUGUUAGCCAUCAACAACACAACACUGCGGCAGCAUUUCUUGGAGCUCACAAGCAAUUUUCUUGCUCCUUUUGAACCAUAUCUGAGAAUUACAACACCAUCUGAUGGGAGUUCUCGCUUUGUUGAUCAUUCACCACUGUUGCCACCAUUUGAAAAAGGCGAGUUUCUCAAGGGUUUAGCUGCUAAAGGUCCAGGAGAUUUUUUGGUCAAAAGGAUGAACAAUAACUGGUUGGGUUUAUACGAGAAAUUCAUUGAAGGCCCUAACUUCAUGCAGUUCAAACAAAGAUUUUCCUCUUUGGAGAGUAUUCGUUCCUUUUAUGCUAUUGAGCGGUGUCUUUGCAGAGAGAUGGAGAAUUCUCCAACAGGUACUGACGAAUCAAUGGCAGCAGUCCAGAAACUGAGGACAGACCUCAAAGCAGCAUUCAGUCUUCUCCCAGAUGACACACAACAGCUGCUACUUUUUGACCAGAAAAGAGCCAUGCUUCUUGAAGUCAACGAAGAAACAGUCUCAGGAUCUGGUGACGUUGUCUCCGGGACAGGCCCUGGAAAAUCAUUUGUUCAGAUGGUUACAGAACCCUCAUAUCUACCCGAUUUCUUCCUCAAACCCCCUGCUACGAGCUCAGUGGUAAUUGGGCUGAACUAUCAGAAAAGGGGUGACAUGAGUUUUUUGCUGCUUUCAUUGCGUGAGACCGUUUACUUUGUCGACACUAUCCGCGGGAAAAAGAUUGUUGAAGCUUGCAAGGUGGUGUUGGAGUCGUUGACCAUAAAAAAAGUUAUUCACAGCUGUGUACCUUUAAGCAAGUUACUCUUUAAUGAAUAUGGCAUCACUCUUCGUAAUGUGAUGGAUACUCAGGUCGCGUAUUCUUUAUUGCAAAAUCAGAAACAAGAAAAUCCAGAAUGGGAGGACUUGUCCCUGACGAACCUUUUCACCGAUUAUCUCUUCCAAGGAAUGACAUCCAGUGCAGCACAAGAUGACAUAAAGCUGCAAUGUCAGGAUUUGGCAAGAUCAUGCUCGUCCUUGUCUGAUGAUAUGAUUGAGGCACUAGAAGUAGGAUAUGUAUGGCUUCUGCCUUCUUUACAUGGUAUGCUUGAAAAUGCAUUACCCAACUCAUCUUUUUGGGAUGUUGCAAUUCUAAGUACUGAGCUUUUGAGGCAUGGACAUUGGUCGGGUUCUGAAGUCACGCCAAGUUCUGACUUAACCGGGGCUGGGUUGAGUUUCCAGGAUGAAAUGAUGGAAUCAUUUACAGAACGGUGCACGAAGAUUGUGUGUGCAUAUGCUCAAACUCAGAUUACUGCUUGUAGUGGUGAUGGCCUAUUUUUACUAGCCGAGUCUUUCAGAUUCGUGAUUAAUAUGUUGCUCAUUCAAAAGAAAACCUGGAAAGGCAGAUUUGAGCUGUGCCAUCUGGUCAUCAGGAAUGGCAAGUUCUUAAUCUUGAUGCCGACUGUUGCUGACGCUAGUGCUGAAAGCGCAUUUCUUGAUCUAAAACAACUGUAUAUUCUCAUCAAGCCUUUUUUCAAAAACAACGGCAGAUUUGCAAAUUACGUCUCGAGUCUGAAAAUGACCAUCGAUGAACGUUCAAAGACCGUUACUGAUUCUCAGCUAGAGGUUUUCCUCACCGAACUGCUUACCCAUAUGUCAUUUGGUGAGCCGCUUGAUAAUACGAGUCUCCUUAUUCACCUUGUUGUAAUACACGAAAUGCUCAGUGGUAGUGAUCUGUUACGGUUUGAGGAAAUUGUCAAUAAAGUUCAGUUCUUUGAUGAUGACGGCACCCCACUUAUAUGGAGAGAAAUUGCGUGGAAGGCAUAUCCGUUGAUGAGUGUAUACUUUUUCAAUUCUGUAAAGAGAAAGACACACACCUUCUCUGAGGAGCGUGUACAUUGUCUUGAUUUAAACAGGCAUGUGACGCAACAUUUUGUGGAAGCUAUGUUUUCGAAGACCAUCCCACCUAUCCCAUUAAGAACAAAUGUACCAGAUGAAGCUAAAGAAGCACAGGACAAGGCAAUCCUGAAUGAACGCGUUGCUGAAAUCGUAGAGUAUUUUUUGGGAGUUGUUCGCAGACCGAAAAACAAAACUGCUGAUAAGGAGGGUUUACAACAGGUAGUUCAAACUCUUGAAGAGCCUGGCCACAUAUGUGGGCACUACUAUGGGAACUUCCUUGCGCAAGCGGUGUUCUCAAUCUUUAUGGAGUUUCGCCCUAAUGACAAUGAAGCGAUUGAUAAUCUUCGCUCAUGGUACAGGAGGCACUCACUUUCUCCUCGACACAGAGAACUGUGAAAUCUUGGACAAGUACUGCUGAAUCAAUAGCAGCAUGUCAGAAACUGAAGGACUUGAUGGAUCAUUCAGUGUCCUUCCGAGGACCUGCAGCAGCUGCUGCUUUCCAACCCUCGAAGAUCUGGCUUUUCCAAAUCAAGCCUAGAAUGAGUGCAGAAUUCUCAUGCUUUUUUUGUACAUGGGUGCUGGCCUACUGGUCUGAUUCACAUUGGAAUUAGAUAAUUUCUAACUGCUAGCGUUCCUCAUCCUAACUACUUUGCACUAGUCAACAAUUUGUAUGCCCGCAUGGGCUUGCUUAAUGAUUAGUGACAUAUUAAAAUUCUUA